CUCUUAUCUUCACUGUUCUUGUCCUGAACUGCAAUUUCCCUCUUUUCUUACAACCAUCCACCAGCAACAGGCUUGUUAGCUACUUAAGCCCACCGUACCCUCCUUGCUCGCCUUCCAAGAACUCCAACUUUCAAGCCGUUCCCGUGGUUUUCUUUCUCCGCUGCUGCAGAACUGCAGUGCUACCUCCUUCGAUCAUCUCCAAUGGCGAUCAGCCAACUGGUGAACCAGAAGUUCCUUUUCUUGCUUCCUUUUCCUUUCUUAUUCUGGAACUAUCUAAUGAUCUUCCUUGGUGCGCGCUUAUUGCCUCGUUUUCGCGUACUUUUCUAGUUGAUUUGGUUUUGUUUGGGUCGCGUAUUCGUGGCGCGAACUUCGACUGCUUCUUUCGUCUUCUCUUUGCGGUAGAAAUAAUUAGGUUUUUCUGUUAAGUUCUUGCGUCGAUCAUCUCUCCAUUUGGUUCGCUAGUCUUGAAACUGUUUUCUGGCAGGGUCUUGCGAUUUUCCUUUCUUAUUUCGGUGGGUUCUCUGGUUCUUGAGGGUUUCUGGAUAGCUUCUUUUUUUUUUUUGCACUGUUCUGGCUCGAUCUCUGCUUCGAUUCAGUUGGCAACUUGUUUCUUGUGCCGCUGUGUUAAUUUUGCGGUUCUGCUUCCAUUUUUGUUGGAUACUUGUUUGGAUGGAGAGUGAAUCCCCGCCUGUUGUCUCUCUAGUCUCUACUUCUACAUUCUGAUGGUUUGUGAGUUAUAAUUGGUGGAGUUCGUGAGGUUUUUGUGUUUCUUUUGUUUAAGGGCUGAAGUAGAGAGGAUGUGAUGGCUUAGAUUCGGUGGGGAUUUUGAAGUAAAGAAGCACGGAAAUAGGCAGUCUCAAUAUGGAAGAGUCUUGCAAGGACAAUGGUUUUGUCAGAAACGAUAAUGGAAAUGCAGCAGGAGGAGCGACUGCUAUGAAGAAAGGAUGGUCUCUAUUGUUUCCGAUCAAGGUGGAUAAUCCUGAUAACGAGAAUCAAGCACAUCCUCCUAUGUCAAGGUCUGCAGAGUCGCCAAGUGCAGUCAGUUGCUCAGUCUGCAUGAGCAAAAGUUUCUGUAGAAUUGUUAGAUCACGGACGAGUCAAAUGAAUGAUAUGAUAAGCAGAGGAAAGCCAGAGAAAGUACAACCCAUAUUCGACAGUCUGAUUCAGGGAGGCCACAGACCAUCUCUAGUAACAUACACAACUCUCCUGACUUCCUUGACUCUGCAGAAGCGCUUCGACUCCAUAGCCUCUAUCGUCUCUCAGGUAGAGGGGAAUGCCUUGAAACCGGAUUCAGUAUUCUACAAUGCCCUGAUCAAUGCAUUUGCUGAAUCCGGGAACAUGGAGGAAGCCAUGAAAACUUUCUGGAAGAUGAAAGAGAAUGGGAUGAAACCUGAAACCAGCACUUACAACACACUGGUUAAAGGCUAUGGCAUUGCUGGUAGACCGGAAGAAUCUACUAAGCUGGUGGAACUUAUGGCCAAGGAAGGAAACCAGAAACCGAAUCUCAGGACUUAUAAUGUUCUUGUUAGAGCAUGGUGUAACAAGAACAUCGAUCAGGCAUGGAAUAUAGUGAAUAAGAUGGUGGAGUCAGGGACUCGACCUGAUGCAGUUACUUAUAAUACAAUUGCAUCAGCUUAUGUGCAGCAAGGAGAGCCAAAGAAGGCUGAACGUGUGAUUCCAGAGAUGCAGAAGCACGGUUUACAGCCUAAUGACAGAACUUGUGGUAUUAUCAUUAGUGGGUAUGUGAAAGAAGGAAGAGCAAGCGAAGCUCUGAGGUUUGUCUACGGAAUGAAGGAAUUUGACGUGUGCCCUAACCUUGUUGUUUUUAACUCGCUGAUCAAAGUCUUUCUUGACAAGAUGGAUAGAGCAGGGGUUGAUGAGGUCCUAGAGUUGAUGAAAAAAUUCAACGUGAAACCUGACGUCAUUACAUUCAGUACUAUGAUGAACGCAUGGAGCACAGCAGGGUACAUGGACAAGUGCAGGGAAAUCUUUGAUGACAUGGUGAAUGCAGGAAUUCAAGCCGAUGCACAUGCAUACAGCAUUCUUGCCAAAGGCUAUGCUCGUGCAAGUAAGCCAGAGAAAGCGGAAGAGGUCUUUAAAUCCAUGAUCGAAUCAGGAAUCCCCCCGAAUGUCGUGAACUUCACAACUGUCAUCAGCGGAUGGUGCAGUGUUGGCAGAAUGGAUUCUGCAAUGAGGGUUUACAACCAGAUGCGUGAAUACGGUAUCUCUCCCAAUCUGAAGACAUUUGAGACCUUAAUCUGGGGAUACGGGGAAGCCAAACAGCCAUGGAAGGCAGAAGAGGUCCUCCAAAUCAUGAGAGAGUCUGGGGUCGAGCCCGAGAAGUCAACCCAAUUGCUUGUCUCGGAAGCAUGGUCUGCCAGUGGACUAACAAAGGAAUCUGCUGCAGCAGAAGCAGAAGAAGAAAGCCUAGAGGAACUGUAUCAGAAGCAAAUCGCAACAGGGUCGUCUGGAUCGCUUAAGAAAGGUGGUAGGAUCGUGCUGAGAGACCCGACUGCUGAUUCUCCUCCUUCGACGGAAUGCUCGUGGCUUGGGACUAAACAGGUGAAUCUUUCUUACAGCUGUAAAUUCGGGUCGAGGUCGUCGUCGAGGGUUGUGUGUCCGAAGCAGUGCCAGGUGGUGCGUUGCGGUGGUGUAUAUGGUCAGCUUGCACAGCCUUGUACAGUGGGAUUCCUGAACUGAAAAGAUGGUACAUGGACAUCAAACAAAAGAAUCUUUUUUUUCACGCAUUUUUACUUGUAUCUGCAUUUUGGCAAAGGGGGGCAGGCAGAGGGAAACUUUGUGUUGUAGAUAUUGAAAGAAGGCCUUUCCAUCUGUGACCCUACUGAUAUUCUUGCGAAUCCAGUUCUUCUUUCGCAUCUGUUGAUGAAAAUUUGCCGAAUCCGAAUUUGGAUGAAGUGAAAUUUGUACUGUUAAAUACUAUUUUCUUUUGAUUGUUAAUACGAGAUAUAAGAACCGCCUAUCACAGAUGGUACUGCAUCCUCAAUUGUGUUAAUACGAAAACUUUGUGAAAUAUCGAUUG
Messenger RNA from Linum tenue, 3040 nucleotides. NCBI's taxonomy places the organism in Eukaryota, Viridiplantae, Streptophyta, Magnoliopsida, Malpighiales, Linaceae. The record is from the annotation of a GenBank genome assembly.